Molecule: messenger RNA, 4075 nt
Organism: Nicrophorus vespilloides
Lineage: Eukaryota; Metazoa; Arthropoda; Insecta; Coleoptera; Silphidae
Gene: Gnbp2
Exons: 20
Coding region: 188-4075 (1295 amino acids)
Biological process (GO): carbohydrate metabolic process
Molecular function (GO): carbohydrate binding; hydrolase activity, hydrolyzing O-glycosyl compounds
Source: RefSeq, a predicted model, not a curated record
AAGCAUUUGUAGCAGCAUUGUUUAGAUGUUUCGGAGUUUAUUUGUUUUGGAGUGUUGUGCGUUCGUAAAACAACAACAAAACAAAGAACCAUCCAAGGCAAGGUCAAGCGUGUAACGUACUUAAGUCGCGGCAGAGAGGUGCUUCCGUUUAGUCUUUGGUUUUUGGUGGCCUUGUUAAUUACGAGCGAUGCGAUCGGUUAUCGCAUUCUUAUCAUUGGUGGCAUGGAUGCAAACAGCAUCCUCACAGCAAGUGCCUCCUGUUAAACUGGAAGCUUUCGCUCCAAAAGGAUUCCGCGCUUCAAUUCCAGAUGCUCCUGGUAUUGAACUCUUCGGUUUCCAUGGAAAGAAGAACGCACCGAUCGGUAUGUCGGAGGAAGGAGAGUUCAGCAUGGAUAUCUUAAAGCCAGUAAACAACUUCUGGGUGUUUAAUGAUCCCGAACUUACCCUACAAGUCGGCGACGAAAUCCACUAUUGGGUUUUCGUGCAGCAUCGCAAAUUGGGAUACAGAAAAGAUAACCAGAAAUGGAUUGUCCCUGAAUUGUUAUCACAAUCGGAAUUGCACUGUUCGACAUCGACUACAACCGUGAAUGGAAACAACAUGAUUUGCAAAGAAACCAUCAUUUUUGAAGACUACUUUCAAAAUUUGGAUGAGUCCCAAUGGGUGAUCGAGAGUUACAUUCCAAACAGCGGACCUAAUUUCGAAUUCAAUUCUUACGAAAACUCGAGGAAUACCAUCAAAGUUGUUAACCAAAAAUUGCGCAUCACUCCAGUAGCCAAAGAGUCAGAAUCAGAGUUGAGAGGCGUCUUGGAUUUAACAGCCGGAUGCACGAGUAAAUUUCCAAAGGAUUGUUACCAUAAGCAGGAAGCGGCGUACUUUUUGCCUCCAGUUAAAUCAGGAAAGAUUCGUUCGAAAAUCAGCUUCAAGUAUGGAAGGAUCGAUGUGAGAGCGAAACUUCCGAGCGGGGAUUGGUUAUUCCCAGAUAUCAGUCUGGUGCCUAUUGACCGAUCGAGUCAUGAUGUCAAGAUCAUCGUCGCAUAUUCCAGAGGAAACGAACAUUUGACCGGAAACGAUGGCAUCGAUAUCGGUGGAAACCUUUUGUUCUCAGGACCCAUCGUUUCCGCUUCGGAGCCGACGAGAAGUCUGCAUUUGAGGAGCAAGAGACACGAUAGGCCUUUUAACAGCGAAGUCCAUACGUAUUCUAUAAUCUGGAAGCCAGAUAAAAUCAUCUCUUUGAUUGAUAACGUGGAAUUUGGAAAGGUCACUAUCAUCGACGAGAUUAACGACAUGGAACACAGGGAAGCGUUGAACAAAGAGUUUUAUUUAACAAUUGGUGUGGGAGUUGGAGGUAACAACGAUUUCCCGGAUUACUACAAGUCCGGAUCAAACGUGAAGCCUUGGAUAAACAGGGACAGGAGGUCGGUGAAGACGUUCUUCGAUGCAAGGAACCUUUGGCUUCAAACGUGGAGAGGAGACAACGUGGAUUUGAUCGUCGAAUUUAUGUAUCAGUUGAAGAAAAUGGUUGACGGAGAGAAGAUGUUGCUGCGACUCUGUGUUAUCAGUGCUGUUAUCAUGGCCACGGUUCAGUUCGAAGUACCAACAGCAUUAGUGGAACCUCUUUCGCCUAAGGGUUUUAGAGUUUCAAUUCCUGAUGAAGAAGGAAUCUCGCUAUUCGCUUUCCAUGGAAAAAUCAAUGAGGAGAUGAACGGCAGAGAGGGUGGAACAUUUUCAAGGGACAUAACGAAAGCAAAAAACGGGAGAUGGACUUUCGUAGAUAAAACAACGAAAUUGAAGCCAGGAGACACAAUUUAUUAUUGGACUUAUGUGGAUUACUUCGAUGGCAGAAAUAAACUGGGUUAUCCCAACGAUGAUCAAAUGUUCACUGUAACCGAAUUAAUUUCGGAAUCUGCAACACCUAAGCCCGUUGAUCCGAAUCAAGGAAAUUCGAACUGCCCCUAUUCUCCGACGACAGUGAAUGGAAAAACCUCUUGUUCCGGAAAGGCCAUAUUCCAAGAAAAUUUCGAAAAUAAUAGGUUGGAAAAUUGGAAACCGGAAAUACGCUUCGCCGGACAACCAGAUUUUGAAUACGUUCUAUACAAUGCUGACUACUUUGAGAUAAAGCAAAAUAAGUUAAUCAUUAAACCGCAAUUGUCCGACGAGCUAUUUGGACUGGGCUUUGUCAGUUUGCCUCGUGGAUUAGAUUUGGGUACAAAGUGUACCGGGAAUAUAGGAACAUUGGACUGCGUUCAGAAGCCGCAAGCGUUCAUAAUUUUACCACCAGUAAUAUCAUCAAUGAUUACAACGAAGAAUCAUUUCAGUUUCAAGUACGGUAUUAUCGAAGUCAGAGCAAAGCUGCCAAAGGGCGAUUGGUUAUAUCCAGAGCUGUUUUUGAAUCCGAAGGGUUACGAGUACGGUAGUGGUUAUGAAUCUGGUCAGAUCCGAAUUGCGUUCUUGCCUGGAAACCAACGCAUGUCUAAUAAACUGUACGGAGGAUGCAUUUUAGGAAGCAGCCUAGCUGCUAGAAAUUACGCCAUGAAAUCUCUUGAGAAGAACAUCAACUGGGCAGAUGAUUUCCAUGUGUUCCGUGUCAGAUGGGAGCCAGCUAAAAUCAGUCUUUUUGUGGACGACGAAAUGUAUGGCGUUAUAAUUCCUCCCGAUGGCGGUUUUGCAAGUAAAGAACACGAUCUUGAUUUAUUAGGAGCUAAAAGAUGGAGUGAGUCUGGAGAUGUUAUGGCGCCGUUUAAUAAAGAGAUGUACAUAACGAUUGGAGUUGGAGCCGGUGGUCACUCUUUCCCGGACAACGCGAAUAAACCAUGGAUCAACAACGAUGGUAAAGGACAGAAGAUAUUCUACAGGAAUCGCGACAAAUGGCACUCAACUUGGGGUGCAGACAGUGCAUUAGAAGUAGAUUAUGUAAAUGUUCACGCUCUUAUACAUCUGUGUGCAUCACAAUUCAGUUGCAAUACAGUCAUGAAAGCGAUCGUGAGUGUUUUGUUGCUAAUCGCGGUCGUCCGUGGAAAAGAUUGCGAAAUAUCCAAAACAACGGUGGGCGGAUCAUUAAAACCGCAAAAUAUAUGUUCCGGAGAUUUGAUAUUCAGCGAUGAAUUCGAUAAGUUUGAUUUAAAAACGUGGCAACAUGAGAACACACUGGCAGGUGGAGGUAAUUGGGAAUUUCAAUGGUACACUAAUAACAGAUCAAACAGUUAUGUUUCUGAUGGAAAACUGUAUAUUAAACCAACUUUGACUUCGGACCAUUUGGGGGAGAAAGCUUUGACUUCGCAAACUUUGGACAUCAACGGCGGCGCUAUUGCUGAUAAAUGUACAAAUCCUGCGUUUUACGGUUGUUCAAGAACAGGUAAUCCAGAUAAUAUCUUGAACCCGGUGAAAAGCGCGAGAAUAAGAACCAUGAACUCGUUUCAUUACAAGUACGGUAGAUUGGAAGUCAAGGCCAAGUUGCCGAUGGGCGAAUGGCUUUGGCCGGCGAUUUGGUUGAUGCCAAGGAACAAUGCUUAUGGUUUUUGGCCGUCAUCCGGAGAAAUCGAUAUUGUCGAAGGACGCGGAAACAAAGAUCUUAUUCAAAACGGUAACAACAUUGGAAUUGAACAGAUGUCAUCCACGUUGCACUGGUGUCCAAACUAUUGUCCCAGCAAUAAGUUCAACACACAUUGGGAGAAGAACAGGAAGAAUGGAUUCAAUGAUUGGCACGUCUACGAAUUCAUAUGGACGCCCGAUGCAAUGACAUUCAUAGUCGAUGGCGAACAGUAUGGAAGCGUUGCUCCGCCAGAAGGAGGAUUUUGGGAGUUGGCCAAUGCGACUUCAGGCAAUCCGUGGAGGGGAAGUACAAAAAUGGCGCCUUUCGAUGAAGAAUUUUAUAUCAUCAUUAAUUUGGCUGUUGGCGGUAUCAGUUACUUUCCAGAUGACGCGACUAGCCCGAAGGGUAAACCUUGGGAAAAUAAUUCACCAAUUGCGAUGAAAAAAUUCUGGGAUAAGCGCGGAGAUUGGCUUCCAACAUGGCAUUUAGAUAGCGGAGAUGACGCAGCUUUGCAAGUGGAUUAUAUAAGAGUGUAUGCUUUAUAA